AAAGUAAGAAGAAGCAUAAGCAAAACGUUUAUAAAAAGACAAUAAAGUACCACUAUACAAAAACAUUUUGCGACGGUAAAUAAAAUAAAGAAUAUAAUUAAACCAAGUGAAAAAUAGCACGACAGAAUGACUACAGCAGCACGUCCAACAUUUGAUCCCGCGCGUGGAGGCAGCGGUCGUGGCGAGAAAGAUUUGAGUGCGCUUUCAAAACAAUAUUCAAGCAGAGAUCUACCAGGGCACACCAAACUCAAAUACAGAGAAACGGGACAAGGUACCUCAGAUGAACUACGCAACCGUGAUUUCCGCAAAGAAUUGGAGGAUCGUGAACGCGAGGCACGCCCCAGCAAAGCAUUGCCGUCGAUUGUACGUAAAGCUAUUGAAGCAAACAAUUCUGCAAGCAGUAGCGCCAGUGGUCCGAAACGUGCGCGCCUAGAACAACCAGCCGCACCUGUGAAUCUAGAUGCUGACGAUCCGAUAGACAAAGAUAGUUCCGAAGAGGAUUCCGACUCGGAUGAAGAAGAUGACACUGCAGCAUUGUUGGCGGAGUUAAAUAAAAUUAAGCAGGAACGUUUGCAGGAAGAAGCGCGUAAAGAUCAAGAAAAGAAACAAGAAGAGGAACGCAUACGAAUGGAGAAUAUCUUAUCUGGCAAUCCGUUGAUCAAUUAUGCGCCAGGUUCUGGUGCAACAGCUAGUAAAAAUCUGGGCAGUGAUUUGAAGGUAAAACGACGUUGGGACGAUGAUGUGGUCUUCAAGAACUGUGCUCGCUCUGAACCCGAAAAGAAGACACAUUUCAUCAACGACUCUCUUCGCAAUGAAUUUCACAAAAAAUUCAUGGAUAAAUACAUUAAGUGAUUUUUAAUUAUACAAAUUUGGAUACUAACCAAGUAAUAGCGCAUUUUAAGCAAAUUUCAAUAUAUACUUUUUUCUCUAAGUGAAUAAAAAUAAAAACAUA
Molecule: messenger RNA, 952 nt
Organism: Zeugodacus cucurbitae (melon fly)
Lineage: Eukaryota; Metazoa; Arthropoda; Insecta; Diptera; Tephritidae
Gene: c12.1
Product: protein CWC15 homolog
Exons: 2
Coding region: 127-852 (241 amino acids)
Biological process (GO): mRNA cis splicing, via spliceosome
Cellular component (GO): catalytic step 2 spliceosome
Molecular function (GO): RNA binding
Source: RefSeq, a predicted model, not a curated record